Messenger RNA from Triticum aestivum (bread wheat), 954 nucleotides. RefSeq lists its product as uncharacterized. The record is from RefSeq and is a predicted model, not a curated record. NCBI's taxonomy places the organism in Eukaryota, Viridiplantae, Streptophyta, Magnoliopsida, Poales, Poaceae. The coding region runs from base 1 to 747 and encodes 248 amino acids. The transcript is spliced from 6 exons.
AUGGAUAAGAGACUGUUUGAUGGUGAAAGAAUUUAUGCUCGUGGUGACUACCUCAAGACUCACCAACGAACAAGCCAUCUCUUCCCUUCUGCAUACGCGUUCCAACCGCCAGAUUUACAAGAUGGCUGCGUUAAACAAGAGGAGGUAGACACAGCCAAUGAUACCAGCGGUGGCCAAAUUACCCAUGACGAACCACUAUGUCGGAAGCACAAUAAGCGAUACGAGUAUAUUCAUCGCCCACGCAAAGCAAGCUCAAUCCAAAAGUUCAAAGGCAAGAAAAUCCAUCUAAAGCCUGGAAAGUACAUUCUCCGUGGUGAGCCUUGCAAGCACUACUUAGAUGAGUUUAGUCGCCACGUUGUGUGGGGCAACAUAGUUAGGCUCUACAACCAUAAUGGUCGUGCACUACGAAAGAUCAUCCGCAGCACCACCACGCCUAAUAACUACUAUGUGUGCCACAUGACAGAAACAUUUGCAACACAAGGCAAAAGAAUGUACUUUAAUGUCCACUUUUCUAUGGGUUCCCUUUUCCCACACAUGGAUGCUGGCCACGGUGAACUUCCAAUCACAACUGGAGACGGAACAACCACUGUCACGGCCCGCUUUAUCAAGGGAGUUGACAAAAGGGCCACCAUCACUAAAGGCUGGAGCGACUUCUUCCGUCGGACCCACAUGAACGAAGGGCAAGCAUAUGCUUUCGGCUUCAAAUGCACUUCCAAGGGAUUGCACCUGAUUGUCUACUCAAUAUAAGCAAGCUGCAGGAGCCCCUUGCUAUAUAACAUAGUAUUAGUAUAAAUGCCUACAAAGACAUCUAUGUUUAUCCUCCUUUUCGAUCUUAUGUAAUCCCCUAAGACAGUGUUGUGCAUUUAGCUAUCGAUUAUCCGCUACUUAGACUGCUCUAUCGCAUGCUUUUGAAACAACCAUGAUAAAGGAAAUAUAUGCUCCUUCAAGUGCAUA